AGUUUUCCUUCUCGCUGAUGACAAAAGGAAAAAUAUUUAGCAUAGCCGAAGCGUAACUACACAAGAAGGAGGAGCAGCGUUCAAUUAUCUAUGAGAAUACGAUAAAAGAAAGAAAAACAUUACGCCGAUACUUUAAUGCGUUCGCGUUCGUUCUAUGUGAUGUUCCCCCGGCCGUAUUGCAUGUGAAUCUAGCUAGUGGCCGCUGGUUUCAUUGUGUUUGCCAUCAUCUAGCCGCGCGUUCGGCAUCCAUUCUCGUUACUUCGCCCAACUGAGAGGGCGAAUGAAGGGAAUUGCCUGAAUUCGAGGCCAGAAUCAAAAUACGAAGCGAAACGUAAUAAGGAUCCUCGCAGGCAAUGUCCAGGGAGCAGAUCAAUCGUGUGAACAGCGUGCUACCGCCCUUCGUUACUGCAAUAGACAUCAACGAAAUUGAACAGAUUGCAACCGUCGGUAAAGGUUCUUACGGAACAGUAAUUAAAGCGAAAUGGAGAAACAAAUACGUCGCCGUGAAAUACCUGGAGUCACACUCCAUUACCGAACACGCAUUUACCGCCGAGGUGAGCCACUUGUCCCGUGUGGCACAUCCCAACAUAAUCGAGCUUUACGGAGCUUGCACGGAAUCACCGCACGUUUGCCUCGUGAUGGAGUACGCGGACGGUGGCUCACUUCACAAAGUGCUGCACUGUAGGCCACGGCCCGUCUAUACAGCCGCGCAUGCAAUGAGCUGGGCGCGGCAAUGCGCGGAGGGUGUUGCCUAUCUGCACGACAUGACCCCCCGACCCAUGAUCCAUCGCGAUCUGAAACCACCGAACCUGCUGCUGGUCAACAAUGGUACCGUGCUGAAGAUAUGCGACUUCGGUACAGUCACGGACAAAUCGACGCUCAUGACCAACAACAAGGGCAGUGCCGCGUGGAUGGCGCCGGAAGUGUUUGAAGGUUCGUCUUACACCGAAAAGUGUGACGUGUUUAGCUGGGGUAUCAUCCUGUGGGAGGUGAUAGCGCGCGAACAACCGUUCAAACACAUCGACACGUCGUACGCGAUCAUGUGGCGCGUGCAUCGUGGUAGCCGGCCACCGCUCAUCGAGCACUGCCCAAAACCGAUCGAACAGUUGAUGAUACAGUGCUGGGACAAGGAACCGAUCAGACGCCCCUCGAUGAAGGAGGUGGUCGGCGUGAUGAACGAACUGUGUAAGCUGUUUGUGGGCGAAAAUGAACCAAUCGGUAACGAGUUUCUACCCGAAGAUGAGGAUGACUCGUACAGGAUGGCUUAUCCAAGCGAAAGUAUCGUUUCGGAAAGCAUGGACAACGGGCUAGAUACGAACAACAGUCGAUCGGGAACGAUCACUAAUAACAACAGCACGGUACAGCGGAUACGCGACAUGCCGCUGAGGGAUAGUCCACUAAGAAAUGUGCCACCAAGCGUACUGCAACCGCUACACAUCGAGGUGAACCCGUUUGACCAACCAAUGGACCUUGGAAGCGGUAUUCUACAUCCAGCCAACAACCAGGGCACAGAAGGAUUGACUGUGACAAAAUGUACCAACGCCCCGAUGGAUAGUGUCAGCAGCAUCAACAGUUCGAUCACCUUUGGCAACCCCCCGGCGGCACCAGGCGGCAUCAUACCGCCAGCACAUCAACAGUACGAUCCCGGUUGCAGGAACGCCGCGACAAACGCCGUUGCUCCAGUGAACGACAACGCGGACGAUGGCGCUGAGGAAGUGGAACGGAGGGAAGGCGUUGCUGGUGGAAGAGGAGAGCGUAACAGCACGAAACAAAGCGAGGCCGCCCUCAGCGACACAUUGUACAGUAUUUUAGAUCCAAACCUAAGACCCUUAACGCCGGUGCCAAACAAUCCGCUAUCGGAGCAGAUACACAACGAGCACAAGAUGUUGGUGCAAAAGUAUUUUGAGUUUGAAACACAGAUCGUUACCAGUAUGGCGCAACGGGAGAUGCUGCAAAACAAUAUGAAGCUGGAAGAGUUGCAGUUAAAGAAGGCGUACAUUAAGCGGCUCGAGGAACGAGAAGCACUACAAAAGUUCAAGGCAAAUCUACAGAAACAGCUGAACGACAAGAAUCGGCAGCAGCAAGCGAGACAUCAACAGCAGCAGCAGCAACUGCAGCAGCAGGUAUUGCUGCCUCCACCGCCGCUGAAUCGACAGGAAUCAGACUCCGAAUGGGUGAUAAUACAACCGGCGGACGCCAGACCAAAGACAGACAAUCACAACUAGACCCUAACCGAUCCCCCUUUUCUUAAACAACUAGGAUUAAUAAACAUUGUGCUAUUUGA
Anopheles stephensi (Asian malaria mosquito) is the source of this 2284-nucleotide messenger RNA. RefSeq names its product mitogen-activated protein kinase kinase kinase 7 (gene Tak1). The record is from RefSeq and is a predicted model, not a curated record. Gene Ontology annotation, biological process: protein phosphorylation; positive regulation of canonical NF-kappaB signal transduction; JNK cascade. NCBI's taxonomy places the organism in Eukaryota, Metazoa, Arthropoda, Insecta, Diptera, Culicidae. Gene Ontology annotation, molecular function: magnesium ion binding; ATP binding; MAP kinase kinase kinase activity. The coding region runs from base 354 to 2225 and encodes 623 amino acids. The transcript has 8 exons.